Messenger RNA from Penicillium mononematosum, 1338 nucleotides. RefSeq lists its product as uncharacterized. Bases 1 to 1338 code for a protein of 445 amino acids. The record is from RefSeq and is a predicted model, not a curated record. NCBI's taxonomy places the organism in Eukaryota, Fungi, Ascomycota, Eurotiomycetes, Eurotiales, Aspergillaceae. The transcript has 2 exons. Gene Ontology annotation, molecular function: iron ion binding; heme binding; monooxygenase activity.
AUGGCUAUCAUUACAGCGGCUUUCCCUAGUGAUGCACUUCACUAUGUUGUAUAUGCAGUUCCUCUUCUGUUCUUACUCUACCUUGCCCUCAAUUAUUUCUACAAUUCAUUACACAUCUUUCCAGGUCCUUUCUGGGCACACUUUACUGAUAUCUGGCGGUACCUCGAUGUGAAAGGUCGACGCCCGGAGGUCACGCAUAUAGCUCUGCAUCGCAAGUAUGGCGAUAUUGUGCGCCUUGGACCACGAACUUUGUCCUUCGCCGACCCAAAGGCAACGAAGGUGAUCUACGGUCUAAACAAGGGUUUCACUAAGUCCGAGUUUUACCCAGUCCAAAUGACCGUUUCUAAAGGCGAGCCAUUGCCAUCGCUGUUCUCUACUCUUGAUGAAAGCUUCCAUGCGAAUCUCCGCCGUUCUGUCAACAAUGCAUUCUCGAUGAGUUCAUUGGUACAGUAUGAACCAAUGGUCGAUGAGACUACGGAGAUCUUCCUCAAUCAAACGGACCGCCUCUUCGCUGAUGGAGCCACAGUGUGCGAUUUCGCACGAUGGCUACAAUUCUUUGCCUUUGAUGUUAUUGGAAGCAUCACCUAUAGCAAACGCCACGGUUUUAUCGAGAAAAACGAAGACAUCGACGGCAUUGUCAAAUCCCUGGCAAAUAUCUUCGAUUACUCUGCUCCUGUUGGUCAGAUGCCAUGGCUGGAUAAACUGUUUUGGAAGAACCCGAUAUUUGAUAUCCUGCAGAAAUUGGGCUUAUCAGAUAAUUCGCACCCUGUGGCCGUCUUCGCGAAGCACCGCAUGGAAGAACGUAUGUCAGCAAAAGGUGCUGUAACAGGCCCGGUGUCAAAGGAUGAUCUUCUCACUAUGUUCAUCAAGGCGGGUGAAAGCCGUCCAGACUUCAUGACCAACAAACGAAUCCUUACCAUGGCCACCUCUAUGGCCUUUGCUGGGUCUGAAACCACCGCCAUCAGCAUUGCAGCCGUGUUCUACUAUAUACUCAAGAGCCCCGAGUGCAUGAGACGGGUUAAGCAAGAACUGGACGACGCUGUUGACAACGGUACGAUUGCGAACCGCCCAACGGGACUUGUCUCAUGGACAGAGUCGCGGCAGCUCCCCUAUCUCGAUGCCUGCAUAAAGGAAGCUUUCCGUAUGCAUCCCGCUGCGGGACUUCCUCUGGAACGUGUUGUUCCUGCGUCGGGGUGGAGAUCUCUGGACAUUUCAUUCGGGGUGGAACAAUCGUUGGCUGUAGCCCCUGGGUUAUUCACCGUCGUACAGACAUCUUUGGUCCAGAUGCCGAUGUAUACAACCCUGAUAGAUGGCUUACUGCUCCACCGGAUCAAUUGA